AUAACUUAAAAUUUUGGCUAUUUUUGUCUUGUUUUUUUAUUUUGUUUUUUUAUAUUGACGCGGUACAAUCGGUUACCUCAAUCAACAUGGGAGGAGAUGGAGGAAGCAUCCCUCGGAGGGAAGAAUUAGUAAGAAAGAAAAGGAUACCGGAAAGAGUCAGCAUCAAUGAUGCAAAUGCGGCUAGGUGGAAACAUUGUGCAUUGAGUCAAGAGUCCUUGAGGGAUCCUAUUGUGAUGUGCAGGCUUGGGAGACUUUACAACAAAGAGUCUAUAAUAGAAAAACUUUUGGAGAAAAAAAAUUUUGCCUGUUCAGUUGCUGAUCAUAUCAAAAAGCUCAAGGAUAUACGUGAAUUGAAGUUUUCAAAAUCUACAAUUAUUAAGCAGGCCUCUUCUGCUCUCGAUCCUGAACGCGUUGAAGUAUUCACAUGCCCUAUCAUGGAUUUUGAAUUAGACGGACAUUAUCCAGCGAUUGCUUUGUGGAAAUGCGGAUGCGUCUAUUCGAAGCGUGCAUUUGAUUCUGUGUCGUCAGAUAGUUGCCUU
Molecule: messenger RNA, 539 nt
Organism: Protopolystoma xenopodis
Lineage: Eukaryota; Metazoa; Platyhelminthes; Monogenea; Polystomatidea; Polystomatidae
Source: the annotation of a GenBank genome assembly